Molecule: messenger RNA, 2270 nt
Organism: Salvia miltiorrhiza (redroot sage)
Lineage: Eukaryota; Viridiplantae; Streptophyta; Magnoliopsida; Lamiales; Lamiaceae
Product: putative FBD-associated F-box protein At5g53640
Exons: 5
Coding region: 955-2202 (415 amino acids)
Molecular function (GO): protein binding
Source: RefSeq, a predicted model, not a curated record
AUCUUUUUAAUUUUUUGUAUAAUAGUCAUAUUGUUUUGAGGAAUAUUUUGUAUAAUAGUCAUUGGUUCUUCAAUUUUUCUGAAACUAUUGAUUCUGUUCUUCUUUUCUUUGAUGGUGAAAAAGUAACUUUAAUAUCCAGAUACAAAGAAAAACAGAAAUUACAAGUAAAAACUUGAGUUUUAGGAGGCAGAAAUCACAAGUUUUCGCAAUUGGUUGUUGUCGGAUAGUUGAAUUGAUUGGUUUUAUAUUAAAAAAAAAAUCAUUUAUGUGAUUUUUAUUAGCAUAUGAGAUGAUUUAUACCAUAGUCAUAAACUGAUUCUUAUAUAUAUAUAUAUAUAUAUAGGGUAGAGUUCAAUGGAUACCACUAUAUAUUCAAAGAAUAGAGACCAAAUCUUAGCCGUUGAUCUUAUUUAAUCUAACGGUCAUCAUUUAUUCACGUCAUGUUCAACGAAAUUUUUUGUUGAACAUAUAUAGGGUUGAAUUCCACAACCCCAAAAAAAUCAGCAUUUAUUCACGCCAUGUUCAACGGAUUUGAUGAAUGUUCAUCAAAUCCGUUGAAUAUAUCAGUAAUUCGGUUGAACAUUCAUCAAAAUCAUUGAACAUGGCGUGAAUAAAUGCUGAUUCUUUGGAUUGUGAGAUUCGACCAUGUAUAUGUUCAACAAAAAAAUUUGAUCGAAUAUGGCGUGAAUAAAUGGUGAUCAUCAACGACGGAAAUUUAGUCUCUAUUCUUUGAAUAUUUAGUGGUCUCCAUUGAACGCGACCAUAUAUAUCUAUAUAUAUAUAUAUAUAUUAUUUUUGACACAUCUACCCAACAAAGAAUUAUAAAAUCAUAUCUUUGGUAGCUCAAAAUCAAAGUUGAAUAAUAUAUACAUCUAAAAUUACUUUAAGCUACUAACAAACCCUACUCAACUGCGUCGUCUCCUCAAUUUUAAAGACAAAAAGAAAAGUUGUGCGAUGAAGAGAGACGUUGCAAAGGAGAGAAGAAGGAAACGGCCUAGAUGUAUACAUAAGUUUCAGGAAUUUGAAUUGAAUAUUAAGGAUGAAGAUAGAAUUAGUGAAUUGGAGGACGAUAUUCUUGUAUCCAUAAUUUCAAAAUUGGAACUGAAAGAAGCUAUGGCCACUAGCCUGCUGUCGUCUCGUUGGCGGUAUCUCCCCACACGCAUCACCCACCUAGCUUUAUGCGUAUUUAAUCCGAAAUUGAAACCUUCGGAGGAAAUUAUUGACAAGUGGUUUGAUUUUGUGCUGGCUAAGCGAGUUGAAGUCCUCAAAAUACAUACGGGAUUGCAUCGUCCGUUUUAUAAACUCUCUGAUUUGAUUGGAAAGAAGCCAUUACGACCUGGGCUUAAUUUCCUCAAAGAAUUGUCACUAUCCGCUGUAGAUUUGGAUGAUGCAGAGUUUGAGCUGUUGCUUACUACUUUCCCACUUCUUGAAACUUUAUCAAUUGACUCCUUCAAAAAUUUGCGAAAUGUCAAAAUUGUGGAUAAUUUAUUUAGGUUAAAGCACUUGAGUUUACGUGGGCUUGAGCUUGGAUCCCUUGAGAUUGGCAAUGCAAUGAACCUCGUUUCUCUCAAGUGUUACAUACGGAUUGAUAAUCUUGUAAAACUCUAUAAUGUUCCAAAGCUUAUUGAGUUGGCGACUGACCAUCGCGGGUUUGCGGGCAACUUAUUGAUUCAAAUCUUGUCAACAUCACCAUCUUGCAUACUCGCCCAACUUCGGGUGCUUAGGGUCUCGACUUCCAUUCUUGCAUUUUGGCCAGAAGACAUGCACAAGAUUGAUUUAAUAAAUAUACAACAUCUAGACUUGACAAUUUAUAUGUAUGAUGAUAUGGUUAGAUUUACCAAUUGCCUCCUUCCUCUGAUUGGGGCGUGGCCCUCAUUGGAGAAACUUGAUAUAAAGUUCUUGUGGCGCCGCAGUCGCUUCAAGUUUGAAGGAGAAACUCAUCAAAUCUUAUAUGAUAUGUGGGCUCGCAACAACAAUAAGUCGUUUAACUCAAAACUGGUGAAAAAGUUGCACAUCUCAGGAUAUUUAGGUUGUGAAGGAGAAAGACAGCUUGUUAUGUGUAUCAUGAAGAAUUAUGGCGUCCAAGAAUUGGUAGUUGAGGUUUGUGAUUACACUCACAAAAUGCGACGCUGGGCAACUGCUCGUGCAUGCCAACACUUUUCUACCCCUCAAUCCCCUCUCAAGAAAAUCACCAUCAUCUAAUUUACUAUCACAAUUAAUAUUCUUAUUAUUUUUUUACAUUAAUUACAUUUUUUUAAUUUUAUUCUAUA